GCUUUUUUCAGGGACGGACCCAAAAGCACUUCCUGUUAUUGCUGGCGUACUGAAAGCAGCAAAGCGAGGUCUGUUUUACUACGCUUUAAUUAGUAAGUGAGGAUGCCUCUGUCGGAUGGGUCAAGCUCCGACGGUGGCGGAGAACCCCGUAGUCCUCGAGCCCGGAGACUCCGGGCGCGUUCUCGUAGCCGAAACCGGAGCGGAGACAGCCGUGAACGGAGCCUGUCCCCGUAUAGCUUUGGGCCCAAACUCCCGAAACGACGCAACCGAGAGAGGGAGCGCGAGGAACGGGAGCGUCGCUUCAGAGAGGCCAAAAACAUCAGACGAAUUCGCAUUGGAAGUCCCCGUCGAAGCCGCUCCAGGUCCCGGGAGCGUCACAUCCACAGCAACAACCAGAACCACUGGGAGCGGGAAACCUCUGGAAAACAUGGCAGUUUUAAGGAUGAUUAUUAUUACCAGCAGCAGAGAGAUGAUGUCCAAAGGCAGAGACAAGAGGCUUUUAUAGCCAGGCGUCUGCAGGAGAGGGAGAGGAUCGGUGAACUUGGCUGUCCUGAAGUUUGGGGAUACUCGCCAAGAGUAAAAGAACCAGACUCUGAUGAAUUCACACCAGUUGAAGAAGAUGGCAAAAACAGCAGUUCUGAGUCAAGUUCUGAAGAGGAAAAGAAAAAGAAAAAGAAGAAGAAAAAGAAGUCCAAGAAAAGAAAGACCAAGAAGCACUCGGAGGACAGUGAGCUGGAAUCGGAUUCAGAUGAAGAAGAAGUAAAAAAGAAGAAAAAGAAGAAGAAAGGCAAAAAGUCUAAGAGGUCUAAGAAGAAGAAGAUGAAGAAAAAUCGGAAAGAGUCUAGUGACUCGAGCAGCGAAGAGUCUGACGAAGAAAAGGAGGAGGACGAUCCUUCUGGCUUGAUGUGGGUGGAGAAAACCUGCAUGGAUGAACAAAUCGUUGGUCCUGAAGCUCCGCUCACUCACACGUCUCAGGAUGAGAGACCACUGGAUUUUGGUCAUGCCUUGCUGCCGGGUGAAGGCGCCGCCAUGGCAGAGUACGUGAAAGCAGGCAAACGUAUCCCGAGAAGAGGAGAAAUUGGCCUCACCAGCGAUGAGAUUGCCGAUUUUGAGAAAUCUGGUUAUGUAAUGAGCGGCAGCAGACAUCGCCGUAUGGAGGCUGUGCGUCUGAGAAAGGAAAACCAGAUCUACAGCGCGGAUGAAAAGAGAGCUCUGGCAUCGUUCAACCAGGAAGAAAGGAGAAAGAGGGAAAGCAAGAUCUUGUCAAGCUUCAGAGAGAUGGUGUACAGAAAAACCAAAGGCAAAGAAGAAAAGUGAAAGGUUCAAAGGCUCUUUUCUUGUCUAGUGACUUCCCGGCUGGUGUUUUAGUUUUAAGAGGCAUUAAACCUUCCUGAUGUAUACAAUUUAAUUUGUUGAUUGUAAAAUAAUGUCUAAAAUGUUCAUGGAUUUUCCUCCCUGUUUAUUCUUUAUUCCUUGUAAAUAUUCCCUAAUACAGCAGAGCUAAUUAAUUGUCCACAUAUGUUUUUCCUCUUCACAUUUCUGACUGGAAUCAGGAAGCAUCCAUUACCCUAAGUUCAUAUUUUCUGUAAAACCACAAGGAAAAAAAUAAAAGAUCAUAAUAAUUUGGAAA
Molecule: messenger RNA, 1630 nt
Organism: Nothobranchius furzeri (turquoise killifish)
Lineage: Eukaryota; Metazoa; Chordata; Actinopteri; Cyprinodontiformes; Nothobranchiidae
Gene: nkap
Product: NFKB activating protein
Biological process (GO): regulation of gene expression
Cellular component (GO): nucleus
Molecular function (GO): chromatin binding
Source: RefSeq, a predicted model, not a curated record